CUCCCCAUCGAAUCCUUAAAGGGGCCGCGAGGCGGCGGCAGUGGAGACGGGGCCCUGCUGCGCUCAGCUUCUCGGAGCAGCACAGCAAACUGAAAGGAAUAAGCUAUAAAGUGCGUCAGAGCUUGUUAAUUUCAAGUUGAUAAUACUUUAUUGGUGUGACCAGUUAUACUUUAUACAAGUGUUGGACAGGCACCUGGUGGAUUCCUCUGAGAUCCAACACGAUGUCUGGUCCCAGCCCUCAAGGUCACAACUGGAGCCAGAAGUCAGAAGACGAGGAGGAUCCCUUGGAUCAAAUGAUCUUGCGCACUGGCUGUGCCACUUUCCAUUAUGCGGUGCAGGAGUGCAUGGCUGAACACCAGGACUGGAGGAAGUGUCAGCAGCAGGUACAGGCCUUCAAGGACUGCAUGAAGGAACAUCAGAAGCAACGAAUGGAGGAACUGCAGAAGAAGCAAAGGUUAGCCCAGGCCAAGAGCUGAUAGAAAAGACUCAAGCUUGAAGCUCAAGGGAUCCAAGUCUAGCUCAGCCAGAGCAUGGAGAAUUUAACUCCUGAGAAGUAUCCUGCUGAAUCAAAGAGAGAUAAAACCUACUCCCUCUUGGGACUUGGCACGUACAUUAAGGGGACUGAUCAUAGUAAUCAGGAUGGGGGUGGCUUUGCUGAUGAUGUGUCACUGAAUAUUUUUUCACAGUGGAAAUAUCAGGUAAAAAUUUUUUUAAAUUUUCAGGUGAAAAAAUAAAUGGAUUUAUU
Emys orbicularis (European pond turtle) is the source of this 745-nucleotide messenger RNA. RefSeq names its product cytochrome c oxidase assembly factor 4 homolog, mitochondrial. Bases 222 to 476 code for a protein of 84 amino acids. Gene Ontology annotation, biological process: mitochondrial respiratory chain complex IV assembly. Gene Ontology annotation, cellular component: mitochondrial intermembrane space. The record is from RefSeq and is a predicted model, not a curated record. NCBI's taxonomy places the organism in Eukaryota, Metazoa, Chordata, Testudines, Emydidae. The transcript is spliced from 3 exons.